This is a messenger RNA of Didymodactylos carnosus, 717 nucleotides long. NCBI's taxonomy places the organism in Eukaryota, Metazoa, Rotifera, Eurotatoria, Philodinida, Philodinidae. The record is from the annotation of a GenBank genome assembly.
AUGAUUAUACAUUUAGCACUAACAAAACAAAACAAAACAAUGAGAUAUUUAUGGUCAUUAAAUGAACCAUUUCAAUAUCUCUUGGAAAAAGCAAACAUUAAUCAACUAUCAAAUGUACGCUAUGCAUCUUAUUUACCACAGAUGGAAAUAUUAAAACAUGAGAAUGUAAUUUUAUUUAUUUCCCAUGGAGGAUUUAAUAGUGUUGCUGAGUCAUUAAUAUUUAACAAACCGAUGUUAAUUAUACCAUUAACACCACAUCUGGAUCACGCUGAUAAUGCAUUAAGGGUUGAGAAAUCUGGAUGUGGAAUUAUGCAUUUGGGAUGGAAUUUGAAACCAAUAUUAUUGCAACAACAAAUAUCACUAUUAUUACAAAAUAUCAGUGUUAACAUUGAUGAUAACAUGACGUAUCCAAAUCCAUCUGAUUUUAAAAAAAUGAAUCAUUUCUUUGCAGCUGCUCAUCGUAUUGGGAGAUUGCUCCGUUCUGCUGGUGGUACUACUCAAGCAGCGACUAUCAUCGAAGAGUUUUUAGAAUUUGGAUACCAACAUUUGAUAUUUAAUCAACCAACUUACAAACAAUCAUUCAUCAUUCAUAGUCUUGUCCUCCUCGUUACUACUGCAACCAUUGCGCUAUUAGUGCUAUUACCAUAUUGUUGUUGUCGCAUUUGUUAUCGGAAAUUCAAACCAAAAUUGGUUAAGCAAAAGGGAAAAGCUCAUUAA